This is a messenger RNA of Aspergillus homomorphus CBS 101889, 1392 nucleotides long. RefSeq names its product syntaxin family protein. Gene Ontology annotation, biological process: intracellular protein transport; vesicle fusion. Gene Ontology annotation, cellular component: endomembrane system; SNARE complex. NCBI's taxonomy places the organism in Eukaryota, Fungi, Ascomycota, Eurotiomycetes, Eurotiales, Aspergillaceae. The record is from RefSeq and is a predicted model, not a curated record. Gene Ontology annotation, molecular function: SNARE binding; SNAP receptor activity. The transcript has a single exon. The coding region runs from base 333 to 1139 and encodes 268 amino acids.
CCAUCCUCGUCCUUCGAUUCCUCGAUUCCAUCUCAUCUCAUCUCAUCUGACUCACUCACCUUCCCAUUCAGCCACUCGACUCUAUUUUGCUUCGCAAUCAUUGCCCCUCAGCCUGGUGCUGUUUCCCUUCCCAGGCGGAAGCCAUCACCAACGCAGUCAUCAUCCAGCCUCACACGGAAUCCGUACAUCGCACCCGACCGUUCCGUCUACUCCGCAUCAUCUCAUCUCACAUCAUCUAGCCCAGCAUCUCUCAAAACCGUCCAAGCCUUCACGUUGAGCCGCCAAAUCUAUAUCUACUCCGCCCUCCUAUCUAUCACAACCAACCGCCCACCAUGCCGAACCCCUCGCAGCUCCUCCUCCUAGCCGACCACAUCAAGCUCUCGCUCCUGGAGCGUCAACGCGCGAUCUCACUCAGCCUGGAGCCCAACAGCCAAGACGGGGAGAUCUCACGCUCACUAGACUCGCUCAAAGAAGGCAUCGAAGGCAUCGAAGCAGACUGCGCACGACUGGAAGCGCAGAAAGGCGCCAACGACGAAGACGCCACGGACCUCCGCGACCAGCUCACCCACCUCCACUCACAAUACGACGACCUCUCCGCGCAAUUCCACACCAUCACGGCGGCAAUCGCCACGGCAGCCUCGCCUUCUUCUUCCUCAUCCCCAGAUCUCAAACAACCAGUCCCACAGCACCCAUCCUCGAAAUCCGUGCGCUUCAUGGACGCCGCGGCGGCGGCCGAAGCAGACGAAGACGAAGCACACCGCCGUAACCUCUUCCGACCAUACCGCGACUCGCCUUCCCCCCCACCCAACACUGCCACCAACAACAUGGACGACUCCUCAAACGAGCAGAUCUACGACCACCACGAGCAGGUGCUGCGCGACCAGGACGAGCAGCUGGACCGACUAGGCGAGUCGAUCGGCCGGCAGCACCAGCUGAGUAUCCAGAUCGGUGACGAGCUGGAGGGUCAUGUGGCGUUGCUGGACGAUCUGGACGGCCAUGUGGAUCGGCACCAGGGUCGGCUGGAUAAGGCGCGCAACCGCCUGGAUCGGUUCCGCCGCAGUGCCGGCGAGAAUUGGAGUAUGAUGACUAUUGUCGGGUUGAUUAUUACACUGGUGAUUUUGAUUGUGCUUCUGAAGUGAACCUUGAGGCGGUUUUUCUCGGGUAUAUACAUAGGGGUUCGGUUCGGGUUGUGUAGGGGGAUGUGGGUGUGAAUCCCAAUGCUGGGGGCGAAUCAGGGCGUUCUUGUGAUGUUUUUAAUGUGUGCUUUCUGUCUUGUCUCAAUUACCCUCUCGCGCCUCCUUGUGGUUUCUCUUGCAGUUUAUAUAUCGAUGGACGACACCUAAUUCUUUAUUUCUGAUGGGUCUGUGGGCGUUAAUGGUAUACAUACUACAU